Messenger RNA from Polistes dominula (European paper wasp), 5594 nucleotides. Its product is annotated as furin-like protease 1. Gene Ontology annotation, biological process: peptide hormone processing. NCBI's taxonomy places the organism in Eukaryota, Metazoa, Arthropoda, Insecta, Hymenoptera, Vespidae. Gene Ontology annotation, cellular component: trans-Golgi network; Golgi membrane. Gene Ontology annotation, molecular function: serine-type endopeptidase activity. The record is from RefSeq and is a predicted model, not a curated record.
CCAUCUCUCUCCUUCUCACGCUCUUUCCCUUUCAUAUCUCUUUCUAUCUGUCUGUUAUCUCCCUUUUUUUCGUCUUCCGUGCCAUUCUUCGAAGAAAAUCUACCGGAGAAACGAAGAGUGUUCGAGUCUUCCACGAAGUACGAAGAAGAAGCCUUCUUCUCACAGCAUCCGGUUGCUCCUUCGUUUUCUUUUGCUCCAACCUUGACGAGGACUUUUUUAGAUUACAACUUGGAUCUCGAUUGAUGCGGAAAGCGGCGUUGAGGUAUCGGCGUUGGUAGGUCGACAAAGUGAUCGCCAAGUGGAACGAAGAGAAGGAAAAAUAUAGGAAGAGGCAAAGGAGGGUGUUCAGCUUCGAACAAAGUAUCAAAUAGAAGAAAAGGGGGAAAAGAAAUUUAUCUUUCUUUCUUUCUCUUUCUUAUAAUCAUGACUGGCUUCAGAAAGGACGACAGAUCUGUUGUUGUAGUAGCGUGAUCUUAGGUCGAUCUAUCGAUCAAGACAAAGACAAUCGAAAUCGACGUAAUGUUAGCUGUUACGACGAGGUCGGAAGUGGUUGGUUACGAUUCGAGAAGAUAAAUUGAUCUUAUCUCGCGAAAUAUACGUGCACUUAUAUAUACAUAAAUACACGUACUCAUAUAUAGAGGGAUACGUCUUGCAAAAUCUUGCAAAAAAAAAAAAAGAUAAAAUAGAAAGAAGAAGAAUAAGAAUAAGAAGAAAUUUAGAUAUCAACUUUGGUAUCUGGUGUUUUAUCUGAGAAGAAAAAGAAGAAGGGAUUUAAAYUGGUGCGUGCGUACGCGCGCGCGCGCGCGCUCAUUCGCUCGUUCGUUCGUUUUGUCGUGCUGUUUCGCACGCGAAGUUAACGGGGGACCGAAGUCAAAGGCGGCCGACACUGUGGAGGGUACUUAACGAGCAAGGCGAGCCGCUGACGGCUCAGUCGUCGUCGGCGGACGGUUCGCGUAGGAGCAGGUGUUUUUUUUCCUCAUUCUUCUCUAGAUUAAUUCCUCUCUUUCUCCCCUUUACUUUCUUAUCUCAUUGCUCUCUUCUCCUCCUCCUCGUAGUUUUCCUCCUAAUUCUCUUUGAUUGGUUUACUCCCCCCCUUCCGCUUCUUCUUUUUUUUCUUUAGUGGGAUUUUUUCCUUAUUGCAUAUAUUAUCUUCUUGUAUUUCCUUGUUAUUCAUCUUCUUUAUUAUUAUUAUUAUUAUUCUUUUUCCUCCUCCUUCUCCCCGUAUUCUUCUCUCUUGCCCCAAUUGACAUUCCGUAUGCAUCGUAAUCGACACUGACACAAGGACUAACAUCAGUCAACGUGGUUCAUUCGUUGUGGCGACGGUGCACGGUCUUCGUGUUGUCGGUGGCAGUGGUGGGUGGUGGUGGUGUUGGUGGAGGAGGAUAUCGGUGGAUAAAAGUGUUAAGUGCUAUUAGUGUUAUAUCGGUGGAGUGACAGCGACGAGCUAUGAUGUGUACUCGAAGGAUUUUUGGACUUGCGUGUCUGGCUCUCCUGGUGACUCUACGAGACAGAGUCGGAGCUUAUACCAAUCAGUGGGCUGCUCACAUCGAAGGGGGACCGGAAGUAGCUAGAAAGGUUGCUGAGGAUCAUGGCUUUCAAUAUCUUGCUGAGAUAUUCGAUGAUUGGUAUCAUCUCGAGCAUCGAUCAGUAAUGAAGAGAUCGAUUGAUCCACACAUGGAAGUACAUUCCAGACUGAUGAGAGAUUCAAGAGUUCGUCGAGCAGAACAGCAACGAGCAAAGUCGCGAAGUAAACGGGAUUUAAUAAUUAAACGCGGUCCGUCCAAUUCGCAAGUUAUUUUAAAUGAUGAGAGAUGGCCUCAAAUGUGGUACCUGAACAGGGGAAACGGUUUGGACAUGAACGUUCAAAACGCUUGGGCCGAAGGAAUCACCGGAAGUGGCGUCGUAGUCACGAUUCUCGAUGAUGGCUUGGAAAAGGAUCAUCCUGACCUUUACAAGAAUUACGAUCCCCAGGCGAGUUACGAUGUUAAUAGUCACGACGAGGAUCCAAUGCCAAGGUACGAUCUUGUGGAUAGCAAUCGACACGGUACCAGGUGUGCUGGAGAGGUUGCCGCGACUGCUAACAAUACUGUCUGUGCGGUUGGUGUUGCUUUUGGAGCAGGUGUCGGUGGUGUUCGAAUGUUAGACGGUGACGUAACAGAUGCCGUUGAAGCCAGAUCCCUCAGCUUAAAUCCACAGCAUAUCGAUAUUUACAGUGCUUCGUGGGGUCCUGAUGAUGAUGGCAAAACAGUUGACGGUCCUGGCGAAUUGGCAACAAGAGCCUUCAUCGAGGGAAUAACAAAGGGACGCAAUGGGAAGGGUUCGAUCUUCGUGUGGGCCUCCGGUAAUGGUGGUAGAGACCACGAUAACUGUAAUUGCGAUGGAUACACCAAUAGCAUAUGGACUUUGUCCAUCAGCAGUGCAACUGAGAAUGGAUUGGUGCCUUGGUAUAGUGAAGCUUGCUCUUCUACCCUCGCAACGACCUACAGUUCUGGUUCGACUGGUGAGAAACAAGUAAUCACCACGGAUCUUCAUCAUCAAUGUACAAGCAGCCAUACUGGCACUUCGGCAUCGGCACCUUUAGCAGCUGGUAUAUGCGCACUUGCAUUAGAAGCAAAUCGGGAACUCACGUGGAGAGAUAUGCAACAUAUCGUCGUGAGAACAGCUAAACCAGCCAAUCUCAAAGCACCUGACUGGGUUACCAAUGGUGUUGGGAGAAAUGUGAGUCACAGUUUCGGGUAUGGAUUGAUGGAUGCCACAGCAAUGGUACGUCUGGCUAGAAGAUGGAGGAGAGUUCCUGAACAACAUAAAUGUGAAGUAUCCGCCCCGCAUUCGGGCAGGCCAAUACCACCAAAGAGUCAAUUGGUUCUGGAUUUACACGUGAAGGAAUGCAGCGGAGUUAAUUUUCUCGAACACGUACAGGCGAAGGUGUCGCUGAUGGCUUCGAGAAGGGGGGAUCUUCAGAUACAACUAACCUCUCCUCAGGGUACAAAGAGCACUCUACUAGCGAAAAGGCCACACGACGUCUCGAAGGCUGGUUUCAAUCAAUGGCCAUUUAUGUCGGUUCACACGUGGGGCGAGAGACCACAUGGUACGUGGAAACUCGAAAUUCACAACGAGGGUCGAUAUUUCGGCCGUGCGACACUACACGAAUGGGCGUUAAUCUUUUACGGAACAUCGACGUUACCAGAUCGCACGGAAUAUGCGCUUUACAAUCCUGCCAGUAUGAGUAUACCACGGAGACCAUUCGUUAAACCGCGAGAAACGACGUUCACAAAGACACAAAAUUCGUUUACGGCAUCUUCUAAAAGCAAACAAUCACAGCAUAAAGCUGAAAAGGCAGGUAGCCUUAGUCCACCGUAUGUGGUCAAUGCUCAACUACAAUCACAGAGGAAAAACAAGGUUCGAGGACAACACAAGAACGGGAAAUCCGCAAAUCGUCCAACUCCCAGACCAACGGUACAAACUUUAAGGGGAUUGACGUCUAUAAGGGGUCCUGCUAUAGCCGGAGAAGUUCGAUUGAUCACGUUUAGACCAAGGGGAAGGAGUACACCAAGCCCUAUCACUACAACGACGACUGUUCGGACUAGUCCAUCUCCCAGAAUAAAAACUACAACGGUCUUAACCACUAGACAAAAAAUCAUCGAACCGGUCACCAUUUCGUCACCGCUUCAAAGAGGUUUGAUCCUGAUGGAGCCAGCUGCCAAAGCAGCCACUAAUAAAGUACCAGCGAUCUUUCAACAAUAUCCCAAGAUCCAACAGCUCUAUCCUCUUUAUCCUGUUUAUGCUGGUGCUCGUGGAGCUGGUCAACAACACGCGACUAGAGCUAAGGGACUGGACUUAUUACAAGACGAACAAUUUGAUCCUAGGAAUCUACAGUUGGAUAAGGAUACCCUUGAGGAAUGGAAACUGGUGUUUUAUGGUACCGAAACAUCCUUGGAAUCAAAUGAAGACUUGGAUAAGGACAAACCAAGCUUGACGAACGUUCAACCGGAGGAAAUCCAAGGCAAUACGGCUACUGAUGCAAGGCAAAACGUAGUAGACACAGAAGGUGAUCCUUGGACUGGUAGCCAACAAGUAGAACGAGUAUCUCAUCCUGAGGUUCAAAAACCAACAACAGAAAACCAAACUAACGGAUGCACUAAUCUCGAAGGAGGAAAUGGCAGGUGCCUAGAAUGUAAACCCAACUGGUACCAAUAUGAAGAUGAAUGCUGGGAAAAAUGUCCGAUAGGAAGUUACGCCAUCAUAGAGGAAUCCAGUGGCAGAAAGGUAUGCGGGAGCUGUCACUAUUCCUGUCUGACUUGUUCUGGAGCUACCGAUGGUGAAUGCACGACCUGUCACUCCGAUUCCAAACUAUUGACAAAUUUCGGGGAGUCCCAGUGCGUUCUUCAGAAUUUGGCCUGGCGAUUCGAAUCAACAAUGUGGUUUUAUUGGUUAACCAUUUUCUUCUCGAUCAAUUUGAUGAUAGUUGUCAUCGCGACGAUUUACGUAGCAGUCAAAUGGUGCAUCAAGAAGCGUCAUUCUUCGACGUACGAUUACAGUAAGGUCGCUUAUUCUAGCAAUGGCGACGCCCGUAAGGUACGACUGAACGACUGCAUUUCUGAUAGCGAGUAAAACGCAACCGCGUAAGAUGCAAAUUUCAUUAUCCCUGGAACCCCAUGGAAGUCUGUCUGUUUUCCAACAAGGACACACGACCGACCGUUUUAAUGGAAAUGAAGUGAAUGAGACGGACGUGGAAUUAGAGAAUAUCUAUUAGAUCGUAUUUCAAGAGAACUAAUGUUGAAUGUUCGUUAUAACAGGAUAAGAACAGCGAGAAUAACAUUAGAUGUAUUUAUUUUCUGACCGACGUGAUCGUAAAACAUUCCAAUUUGUCUAAUUACGUCGAUAGUCCUUACUAUAAUAAUUGAUCUUUGAUAAAAGAUUUUUUUUAUAGUCUAAUGAUCGUUUUAUUACGAUUAUGUAACGUAUAUGCAUAUUAUAAGUGUGAUACAACAAAAAGGAAUACAGAAAUUUGUCUUUUUUUUUUGUAUCCUUUUAUAAUCAACAAAUACUUGACGUCGUUAGUAUUUUAUUUGUUUAUUUAUAAUGAUAAAUUACUACUAGCGUAUUCAAAAAAAUGUUUAAAGAUACUUCUUUAAUCGAUUGUAUUACUAUUAGAACGGUCAAGUGAACCAUUUGUUCAAUAUUGUGAUCAAUUAUUACAAGUUCGAUUUAUAUUACAUAAUUGUUAAGUAAGAUUUCGACUGCACAAAAAUAAAACUAACGAAAUUUAAUAUAUUAGCGUUGCUCUAUGAACAUUUAUAUAUAAAUAUAUACGUAUAGAUUUAAUAAUAAUGUACGAAAUACUGUAAAUAUAUUGCUAAGAAAAACUAAGUUUUUCUAGUGGUUUACAGCCAAGUAAUGUGAUAUAUCAUGUUACUGUUAAAUAAUUGCACACUAUUAUUAUACACUUGUAAUAAUAUACAUAUAUUAUUAUUCUUUGUUACCACAAAUGUACAUGUUCCAUGCAAUAAGAACUUUGCGGUUUUGAUUGUUUUCUGUUAUAUGUGAUAAAAGAUAAAAUACAAGUGAAAACAAAUAUUUCGAUUACGGUAACA